Messenger RNA from Aplosporella prunicola CBS 121167, 1485 nucleotides. RefSeq lists its product as uncharacterized. The transcript is spliced from 3 exons. The record is from RefSeq and is a predicted model, not a curated record. The coding region runs from base 70 to 1485 and encodes 471 amino acids. NCBI's taxonomy places the organism in Eukaryota, Fungi, Ascomycota, Dothideomycetes, Botryosphaeriales, Aplosporellaceae.
CGCUCUGCCAAGACGACACGGCUGGUCCACAUCCAGCCAGGCUCCGGCGCCUCCGGUAUUGUGCUCAGCAUGUCAGAGGCUUUUCCUGCAGGGCCUCAGAAGUACAAUGCACUAUCGUAUACAUGGGGUGAUGGUGCCAAGGACAAACCAAUCAAGUGCCAUGGCCGCACGCUUCUGGUCACAGCCAAUCUGCAUAGAGCCCUUAGACGGUUCCGAGACCCUGACCACGUCGUCACUAUGUGGAUCGACCAACUGUGUAUUGACCAAAAAAACAUCAAGGAGCGCAACCGCCAAGUCAGCCUCAUGGGAGCCAUCUAUAGGGCUGCAGACAGAGUCAUUGUGUGGCUAGGCGAUGACACCCAGUAUUUCGAGGAUGGGACGAAGCUGGACCUCAAGUGUGGUCUGAGCCUUAUGCGCCAAAUCCUGAAAAAAACGCAGACCGACCCGGAGCUCCGUUUUGAAUGGGACUCCUUGGGCGAGAGUCGCGGUUUGCCGAGCCCGGGGAAACAGCAGUGGCAGGCCUUGGCGGCCGUCUUACAACGUCCAUGGUUUUCACGCGUGUGGGUCAUCCAAGAAGCGGUUCUCUCAGCAGAUGUUGAGAUAUUUUGUGGAGAAGCUACGUUCAGCUGGAACGAGGUUGGUCAAAUAGUAAACUACUUAGACUGCGAGGAUUACCGAAACUGGAACAUCAGAGAUUCCGGGCUGGCAACGGAACUGCCUUUCUCCCGGAUCAACAGAAUAAAGCUGCAAAACGCGCAAUCGGAGCUACCGGAUCUCUUUGACCUCAUGCUGGCAUGCCGCGACUUUGGCGCAUCUGAUCCUCGUGACAAAAUUUACGCUCUGCUGGAACUUAGCCAGCACAACAUUACGCCGGACUACUCAAAGUCUCCAGCGGAUGUCUUUGUAAACUUUGCCGUGUAUACCAUCCAGGCGGCCCAUCAACCACGGACCUGUUGCGCCGAUGAGCGAGAAAAGGUCCAUCGCGCCAUGACGACGCUCUGCUGUGCAGGAUCGUUCAACCAGGAGCAGGAACUUCCUUCCUGGGUUCCCGAUUGGAGCUACAAUCCCAAAGUACGUCCACUUUGCUUUUGGGGAUCAAAGGACUACAAAGCAGGCGGAGAUUCUACAGGAGAGUUUCAUUUACGGCAGGACGGGAGACUUCAGGUAUCAGGGAAGUUUCAUGAUACGGUCAAUUUAGCGGGGACUCCUUCAUGGAUCCUCCCAUCCAAUUACUACACUUCGACCAUGGGUGUUGCCGUUGGACGAGUCCUCGUUCUUACCUCAAGCGGAUACAUGGGGCUGGCGCCUUACGGCACCCGAGACGGUGAUAUAAUCUUCAUAAUGCUAGGUUGUGACAUACCACUUAUGUUACGACCCAGCGGAGACGAGUUCACACUGCUUGGAGAAUGCAUCGUCCAUGGGGUUAUGGAUGGCGAAGCUAUGUGCAACGAGGACAUCGUGGUUCAAGACGUCACCAUAAAGUAG